Trypanosoma rangeli is the source of this 2121-nucleotide messenger RNA. RefSeq names its product putative chaperone protein DNAj. The transcript has a single exon. Bases 1 to 2121 code for a protein of 706 amino acids. Gene Ontology annotation, cellular component: axoneme. The record is from RefSeq and is a predicted model, not a curated record. Lineage: Eukaryota; Euglenozoa; Kinetoplastea; Trypanosomatida; Trypanosomatidae. Gene Ontology annotation, molecular function: beta-tubulin binding; microtubule binding.
AUGCCCCCGAAGGAGGGCGCGCGGUCCAGGGGGAAGCCGGCUGCAGGGACAGCGUUCUCACUCUCAGCCGGCGGUGGCAUGGUGGGUAAGAGUGACAAAAACAAGGAUGCGAAGCCUAAGAAGCCGAAGGCGCAGCAGGUGGCUCUCAAUAAAGCCGUGGAGGUGGCCGAUCGGAUGUACAAGCAACACGAGCGGGAACGGGUGAAGCGGGAGGCGACAGAUCAGGUGGCACGUCAAGAUGCUUUUCUCGACACUGCCUUGGAGAGGGCGCGACUGAGCAACGACAAGGUUGAGCAUGAUAAGAUAGUGAGGGAGAUGAAAGAGCGCGAGCAGCUUGCCUACAAGGAGUGCGAAAAGCACCGUCUCUGGAGACGUGUUCCAGAUGCCUCACGACUUCCACAAGUCGACAGUGAAAGUUCCAUCAACACAUUUUUAAGUGUGUGGCGCGAGAUGGAGGAGGAAUAUGACAAACAUAGACCCGUUGUGACGGCGUUCGCUGGUCGGGUUUCUGUUGGUACGUCCAUGCGCAAGCUUUGGUUUGUGAACGGGGAACUUGGCGUCUCGCCCGAGGAUCGCAAGAAGAUGGUGAACUCUGAACUUAACCGGUGCCUUGAGGCAUACGAGUUAACAGAAGCUAUUCACAUGGAGGCGGAUCGUGCUUUGACGCAGCGCAAGCUGAAGGAUCUCGCGUUUUUCCGCACAAACAUUGGACAGGUAUGUGAACAGGUGCUACAUUCGUUAGACUUCAUCACCAUUCACGCCUUGCUUGGGUAUGACGUUAUGCUGGAGGGUCCAGAGAGUGAGUUCCUAACCAUGAGUGUUCCACCAGCCAGCCCUGUGGUCAAGUAUGGCCUAUGGGUGAAGGUGAAGGAGACGACGCGCAGUUUUGCUUCCAUGAUAUUUCCUAACAUCGCAAUACGCCUGGAUCCCAAUUCCAGCACCUUACCAAAGCUCCCAAAGGCGCUGGGAUUGAGUAAAGAGAAUGUGGCGGUGCGUAUUAUUCAAUUGGGGUUUAAUCCGCACGGCCACCACGGUUCUGUUGGUCGAGAGUACUACGCGUUGAAUUGUGUUGUUAAAAUAGAUCCUUUAAAUUUUACGGAGCGGCCAAAGACUAGCGGAGACUGGCUCUACCGCUUUGAGACAGAAGAGGCGCACGUCUUACAUGUAGUUCCAUACCCCCCGCAUGUUGUGGAAAAUAUGGAGGAGGAUCUUUCACUCCUUGUUUCCUUCGAGGCUCCAAACAGCAUUGUUAUGCGGCACUCCUCACUUCUCAUUGGGAAAUGGCUGGAGACGUCCAAAGACUGGGAACCUUGCAGCCACACAAACAUUCCCACAGAUGUUAGUGGAAGCGAGACAAGACGCUGUGUGUUUGCAACCUCGGAGUUUGCCACCUUUGCGGUUUUGCAGGAGAAGGGCUUUGAUGUCCCGUACGAGCAGUGGCGUCUACAUCCGCUGGGCUUUGAUCAGGUGUUGCUUGUGUUGGAGGGACGUCGUCGUGGAGAAGGCGGUGACCGGGAGUUUCGCAUUCUCGUCCAGGAUGUGCAUUGCAAGCUCUUGGCGCCAGAGGACCCGGAGCUGGGGUACCUGCGCGAUAACUGGCUUGAGCCUGCCACACUGCUGCGGCUGCUCUCGCAAACCGGCUUCAACUUCCUAUUAGACGACGAGGAUGCGAAGUUUAUUGAAAACGUUGUGCCAAAGACUCCUGCCUUGGAGGAAAAGGUGUAUGCGGACAUCGCACAAUUUUGCCUCUUUUACGCCAUUGCAAGCUCGCGGCACAACAGAUACGGUGAGGAUGCGAAUUUGGCUUUAUUUCGCAUCUCCAAACAGUCCCGUGCCCUUGACCACGAGGCACAGCUGGAGGUUCGGUUAGACGACGACUCCCACUGGCACAGCGUGCGGUACCAGGCCCAGUGCUGCGCCUUUGCCGCACUUGAGGAGUCCGCCGACCUGCCCGACUUGCACAUCCUUGAGGGGCAUGAGUCCCACUAUAACCUCUACACACUUCUCUUGCACGAAAAGGGGGAGGAGGUGCGUCUGCAGGCCGUUUACCACACAAAUUUUCUUCUUCGGCGUUGCGUGUUUCAGCUGCUCUGCCUGAUCCGACCUCUGACGUGGGGCUAA